Messenger RNA from Thamnophis sirtalis, 2022 nucleotides. The record is from RefSeq and is a predicted model, not a curated record. NCBI's taxonomy places the organism in Eukaryota, Metazoa, Chordata, Lepidosauria, Squamata, Natricidae.
AUGGAGUUUGUGACCGGCUACCGGGCAGAGAUCCUGGACUUUGCCGAGCUUCUCUUCGGCUGGUACCAGCGCUUCCUCCUGGACGCCGUCUGCCGGCGGGGCAGCGAGCGGCGCAAGAGGCAGGAGAGCUCCAUCCGCCGCCUGCCGCCCGACCCGGCCCUCUGGAUCCUCCACCUGCUGCCCAACCGCAGCCUGGCCUUCACGGUGGCCGACCCCGGGCAGCAGCUGGGCGGCCGCUUCUACAGCGAGGAGGCCCUGGCCCUGCAGGACCUGGAGCGCUUCAUCACCUUCGUGGGGGCCGGGGGGGAGGAGGAGGAGGAGGAGGAGGAAGAGGAGGAGGAGGACGCCGUGGCCACGGAAACAGGGCAGCCCUUGUGGCGCGUUGAGCACCUCCUGCUGGUGACUGAUGAGUACGGCACCAUCCUGGGCUUUGACUUCGUGCUGGGGGGCUUCCUGGGGGCGGCUGGGCAGGAGCCCCUGGAGCCCCGGGCCCUCGCCUUGCUCUGCUACAGCAUGUUCUGCCCCCUGGGCGCUGGGGAGCCCCGCCGGCCGAAGCUGCUGACCGUGGGAGACCCCGUUUUGCACAAGUCCCUGGAGCCCCUGCUUGCUCGCCUGGGCAUCCGGAUGAGCAAGGGCCCGAUGCGGGGCUGGGGCCCCAAGCCCAGCUUCUCCUUCCCCACCACACGGGUGCGGGCGUGUCACGUGUGCAAGAGACACAGUUUUGAGGGCCAGAUCACAGCCUGCCAGCAUUGCCGCGCCGUCUUCUACUGCUCGGAGAAGUGCCGGAAGCUGGACUGGAGCCGCAGCCCCGAGGACAUCGGGCACCAGUUUUGGUGCCAGCGCAUGGCUGGGUACAUGAGCCAUGCCAGGGAGCUCGCCAACCUCCCCUUCACCUUUGCUGCCGAGGUGACCAGCGACACCUUCAACAAGGAGGGCUUCCUGCUUGCGCGAGGGCUGACCCGCGGCUACUGGGUGGCUGAGAGCAUGCUGGUGAGGGCCCCGGACUAUGGCCUGGGGCUGCAGAAGGGCCCCGUGAAGACCCCCGUGCCCUUCCUCCAGAGUGGUAACCCCUUUGAGGCCCUCAGGCCGGAAGGAGGGACAGCACUCCCCCCAGCACCCCCAGAGCCCCCCACACCUCGGACCUUCUUUGCGUCCUGGAAAGAGUACUACCAAUGGCGGGGGCUGCCUCUCGGGGCCCCCCUGGCCGUGCUGCUGACCUAUCCCCUCACUGCCUACUACAUCAUCACCCAACUGGCCCCCCAGCACUUUCCAGAGCUGAACAUUUUGAACAAACAGUCCCUCAAGAUCCACCUGGUGGAGGCCGGCAAGGAGUUUGGCGUCCUGAUGGUCUUCUGGGAGUUGUCAGUGUUGCUCCCCCACGUUUCCCUGGAGCUGCUCUUUGUGGGGGACACGUUGCCCCCCGAGUUGGACGGCCAGCAGUUCCUUUUGCAGAGAGAUUGGGUGAUCACCUCCCCCCCCGCCUCUUUUCAGGAGGAGCAGGGGGUCUCCGUCCUGCCCGGCUUGGCCCCCAGGGCCAAAGGAGGCCGCCGGGAGCUGCAGCUGGGCUUCAGUGCCCGACCAUACCACCUCCUGCAGGCUCCCAAACCGGACCUGGUGAUUGGGUUCAACUCCGGCUUUGCCCUGAAGGAGACGUGGCUGAGCGCUUUGCCGCGACUGCAGUCCCUCCGAGUGCCAGCCUACUUCACCGAAUGCAGCGCCUACAGCUGUGCCGUGGAUGAGGCCGCAGUCUCCAUGGCCACGGGGGGCAGUGCCAGCCCCGCCCAGAUCAAUCCCUUCCGCUCACCCUUCCGACAAGCCGGGAUUGACAACGCCAUGCCCUGGUACUGCAACGCCUUCAUCUUCCACCUCAUCUACAAGGCCUCGGCCAACAACCACCGGCAGAGCUCAGUGCCGCCUCCGCAGCCGCUCCUGGCCAAUGGGAACCCAGAGCCACCCGAGCCGGCCCGGAGCCGGCGCAAGGACAAGAGGCAGAUCCGUGCGGCAGGGCGCCGGCGCAAGUGA